AUGUCGCGCGUUACAGACCGCCACAAGCCCGACGACGAGGACGCGAGCCGCCUCAAGUUCCCGCAGAGCUUCGGCGAUGAGGACACGCAGCGGAACAUGCUGACCAUCAGUGAGGUCAAACUUGUACUCGAGUCGCUCGACAACCCGCCCGACAACGCCGUCUACAACAAGACAAAGGAUUACGUCGACACCUUUGCGCGGUUCUACGACCACGAGACGGCGUCCAACGUGCGCAGCUCCUUCCCGAACCCGCCUUUCCAGUUCUUCGAGCAGGUUCAGCUGGUCAACUUGUGUCCGAUGGAGGCUGAGGAGGCAAAGGCUUUGGUACCCAGCAUCCAAGUCGAGGACGAUCAGCUGCAGCAGUACCUCGACGACAUGACUCGCGCACGGAAAGCACAACAACCGCCAGCUUGA
Molecule: messenger RNA, 414 nt
Organism: Rhodotorula toruloides NP11
Lineage: Eukaryota; Fungi; Basidiomycota; Microbotryomycetes; Sporidiobolales; Sporidiobolaceae
Product: DNA-directed RNA polymerase II subunit RPB4
Exons: 5
Coding region: 1-414 (137 amino acids)
Biological process (GO): transcription initiation at RNA polymerase II promoter; mRNA export from nucleus in response to heat stress; positive regulation of translational initiation
Cellular component (GO): RNA polymerase II, core complex; P-body
Molecular function (GO): nucleotide binding; translation initiation factor binding
Source: RefSeq, a predicted model, not a curated record